AUGGAAAAGGCACUUGCACGCUACGGUGUCACUCACCGUCUUUCCACCGCGUACCACCCGCAAACUAGUGGCCAAGUAGAGAAUGCUAACCAAGGGGUGAAGAGAAUCUUAGAGAAAACGGUAGGAAAAAGUAGAAAGGAUUGGUCGGAAAAGCUUGACGACGCUUUGUGGGCUUUCCGCACCGCCUAUAAGACACCGUUAGGAACAACACCCUUUAUGAUUGUGUAUGGCAAAGCUUGCCAUCUUCCGGUAGAGUUAGAGCAUAGAGCUUUGUGGGCAUUGAAAACCGGUAAUCUUGACCUUACCGAGGCCGCUAGAAGGAGGAGGUUGCGAGGCUUGAAAGAGUUUAAGGUAGGUGAUAAAGUGCUUUUGUUCAAUUCGAGGUUGAAAUUGAUAGCAGGGAAGCUGAAAUCGAGAUGGAGUGGACCGUAUGUGGUAAGAGAAGUGUUUCCAUACGGCACGGUUGAAUUAUACGACGAAGUCGACAAAGGGGUAUGGAAGGUAAACGAUCAUAGAUUGAAACAUUACUUGGGAGGUCCCAUUGAUACCACCGAAGAGGAAGAAAUUCCUCUAGAGGACCCACCCACCUUCACCGACCAGUUUCAUCACCGCUACGGAACGGAAAAAGCAUGA
Molecule: messenger RNA, 633 nt
Organism: Helianthus annuus (common sunflower)
Lineage: Eukaryota; Viridiplantae; Streptophyta; Magnoliopsida; Asterales; Asteraceae
Exons: 3
Coding region: 1-633 (210 amino acids)
Biological process (GO): DNA integration
Molecular function (GO): nucleic acid binding
Source: RefSeq, a predicted model, not a curated record